Miscanthus lutarioriparius is the source of this 2802-nucleotide messenger RNA. NCBI's taxonomy places the organism in Eukaryota, Viridiplantae, Streptophyta, Magnoliopsida, Poales, Poaceae. The record is from the annotation of a GenBank genome assembly.
AUGAAUCCCCCUACCGAGAUCUCCCCUUCUAUCCGGUUCCUCCUCGACGAGAUCCACAGGAGGUUCGACGAGUCCGAUGCUCGCUUCGACCGGCUCUUCGCCAGGCUGCAGCAGCCCGCACGCGGACGCGCUCCCUCCUCCUGCAACGACGACUCGGGCGCCGUCCCCGUCGAUGCGUUCGUCACCUCCACCGAACCCGACGCGCCGCUCAGCACUGACCAGAAGCUCGUCCGGUACGGCCCCGUCAACACCCCCGCCUCCGAGUCGCUCCGCCCCGCGUCCGAGAAGGGCUUCUCCAUCGCGCUCGACGACGCUCCGCCGAUGAGGGAGCCGCGGGAUGCCGUCGAGGAGCUCCGCAUCGGCGCCCUCAAGCUGAGCGACGUCCUGGAGGAGCGAGUCUGCGAGCUGGCUUCCUCCGACACGACCGCGCCUCCACCGCCGACGGCGCAGAACUCAGUGCCCGCUCCGCCCUCCGACCUUCUGGACGGCGUCGACGUUGGAGCGUCCGCGUGCACCAUCCCCGACACUGCUAGCGUCGCCGACAUCUCCCUCGAGCUCGCGUCCGACGCCGAGGUGGUCCCGGACAACUGGGGAGGGCUGUUCGAGCAGCCUGCCCACGACCCGGAGGAGCGCGACCUCGACCUCUCCGCCAUCGAUGUCUUCGGCUCCGCCCAGAUCCGUAACGAGCACGGCCUCACCUCCACCGUCCCCGUCGCGCUACUCGACAUCGUCCACGAGCCCGCUCCAAUGCUCGACGCCGCGGAGAGUCCUCACCGCCUAGCCGCCGCGCUCGACGACAUCGUCGACCUCGACCGCCUCAGCCUCCUUCCAGAUGUGCUCCUCCGCGACAUCGUCUCUCGCCUCCCCAUCAAGGAUGCCGCGCGCGGCGGUGCUUUCCCGCCGCUGGAGGCCUCUCUCUGCGCCUCCCCAUCCGUGUCGCUGGUGCAGAUGGAGGCGCAGCCCUUCUUCCUCGUCGCAUGCACCAAGCAGGAGCGGCGCCCCAUCAUCCGCGCCGAGGGGAUGGGUGCCAGCGGCCGCGUCUUCGUCGGCGUGAACAUACAGCGGCUCCACGAUGACCCCGGCCUUCUCCACUGCGUCUGCCUCGGCCCCGUCAUGUGUGUGCUCCGUGCCACCCCACUCGGUGGCUACUAUGGCUCCCUCGACGACGACCCGGAGUCCGGCGUCACCCACUUCGACGCGCCGCUCGACCGAGCCGUCGGUCGUGAUGGCCAGGUACCCCCCGCGGCUGCCACGCUCCGCCCCGAUGCCGUGGGGGCUGCAGGUGGUGGGCUGCUGGCUUGGGUGAUGGCUGCGAGGUCAACGCAGGCCACAUGUUCGACGAUUUGCUCGGCCGUCGACAGCAGCUUCGCCGACGUCCCCAUCGGCGCGCUCUGGGAGGAGGAGAUGCUCCGCUGGAGCACGACCGGCGGCCUCGGCGACGUCCUCGGCGGCCUCCCGCCAGCCAUGGCCGCGAAAGGGUCCCAUGGGAUGACUUGGUCGACACACGUUGCUGAAGCUACUCCAACGUCAUCAACGACAUCUACACUUCCAGGUGCCUCAACUCCAAGCCCUGCCAUGUUGAGUUCGAUAUCUCUGGAGCAUGCUAGCUCGGGUGCACGCCAGGUGUUCGAGGAAUGGUCACUGCAUGCAGACAUCUUCUGCAACAUCUGCAUUGGCUUCGAGCUGCCGAGUCGUAUGUCACUGGGAGUCAAUCAACACCAACCAUGCCCACCAACACAUGUGCAAGUUGAGUUUGGGUGCGGCAGUGCUGAUGUACGUCCACUUCCCUGGCCAUCUUUCACCUUGGGCAACUGCUGUUCCGUGAGUCAGGCUGUUUGUUGGAAACCACCAUGGCCUCUUCCAUCUCUACAAGGCGUCCGUAUUGGAAUUGGAGCAAUGCUUUGUCUCUUCCCAGUAGUGGCUUGGCUUCCUCAUUGGCUGUGUUUUCAUUUUCUCUGGAAGCCACCAUGGCAGCUACCUGCAUUAGUGAUCCCAACGUAUUCUGUACAGCUGAAGCGUGGUGGGCUCACACAGUUUGAUUCUCACUCUCUAUUUCAUGUGUUUGGCAUCAGUUGUUGGGGACUACUUGCAGAGAUGAGACCUAUCAGCUCUAUGGUGCUCCUUCUGUCAAUCUUCGGACAUUCAGCAAACAUGCUGGUUUUGGAUGGCCCUGUUACUUUGGUUGGCAUAUUAGGUUGGUGCAGGUUCCCUAGAUGUUUCCUACUGUUGAGCUCUAUUUGGCCAGUUAAAAAGGAGCGCCAAUUGCUCGGUUCGGGUUUGGUUCUGAAUCUGGUGGGGUACAGUAACAUGCAUAUGCUUACUUUCGAGCUUCGUUCUAUACCCAUGCAACUAAUCAAGUAUGCUUCUGUACACUUUCUUCCUUCUGCUCCUAAUUCCAUAUUGGUAAGUCUGAAGUGUGGUAAUCAUCUCAAGCUCGAAGUAUCGGUUCCAGUGUACAAAUUCAAUAGCAACAUUAUGUUAUUGCAUCAGUUCACCACAACUGUACAAGCACCACCAAUUGGCGCCAUGUGGCUGCUACUUGCAAUUAAUUCUCUUGCUCAUGAGGAGUUUCAGUUCGGUUUUGAGAUAGAAAAGAUGAUGAGAACUACUGUUAUGGUGUUACUGCACAUUUUCACUAUGGAGGCAUCGGGUAACCACUUGAUUAGUUUCCCAGAGAUUCUGAAUUGGGCUUGGGAACGCUGGAUCUCCAUUUUCCUUGCUCAAGUUGACUUGUUCAGAUUAGUGCCAUGGGAUCCUGGUGGUUUGCAGCUCUUGCUAUCAGAUAGACCGAUGGAGACAUGA